Molecule: messenger RNA, 780 nt
Organism: Emiliania huxleyi CCMP1516
Lineage: Eukaryota; Haptophyta; Isochrysidales; Noelaerhabdaceae
Exons: 3
Coding region: 1-780 (259 amino acids)
Biological process (GO): nuclear-transcribed mRNA catabolic process, nonsense-mediated decay
Source: RefSeq, a predicted model, not a curated record
AUGACGCCGCAGCUGGAGCUGUGUGCCGAUGAGGUGCGGCCGCUGCUGGGGGAGAACACCGACUUCACGGUCGUCGGCGUGCUCGGCUGCCAGGGCGUGGGCAAGUCGACCAUCAUGUCGCUGCUGGCCGGCGCGGGGUGGCGGGGUGGCGGCAGCGACGCCGCAGCCGACACCGCGGCGGACUCGAUGGCGGGAGGCGGCGCCGAGCUCGCCAACCCGCCCUUCCCACCCAACCCGCCCGAGGCGUGGGCGCGCGGCGCGCACGGCACGAGCGGCGUCGACGUGCAGGUGACCGCCGAGCGGCUCAUCCUCCUCGACACGCAGCCGCUCCUCUCUGCGUCGCUGCUGCUCUCUAUGACCGGCUCACCGGUGCCUCCGAGCGUGCACUCGCACGAGAACCUGCUCGAGGUGCAGGCGCUGCAGCUGUGCGCGCUCCUCCUCUCCGUCUGCCACGUCGUCCUCCUCGUGCAGGACGCGGCCGCCGACGAGGGUCUCUGGAGUUCGGCAGCGGCCGGGAUGCCGUCGGCGUCGGAGCCGCCGCUCGUGUUCGCGCUGCCUUGCGCCAGCGAGCGAGCGCCCACCUCGUCGCACGCCGGCUACCGCCACGAGGCCGAGCAGCUGAGAGACGCCGUCCUCGGCCUGCCCCGCCGCCCGUUUGCGAGGUCCCUUUCCGAGCGCGACUGGCUGCGUGGCGUGGUCAAGCUUUGGGAGCUCGUCCGCCGCUCGCCCACGCUCGACGAGUACAACCGUGCGACGCACAAGCUCCACCAGUGGGCGUGA